ACCAAUCGAUCCAUCCCCCUCCUCCUAGCGAGCGAGCGAUCAAGAGCAAACCCUAGCGCCGCCGCCGUCCCAGAAGGUUUUCCCCGCCACGACUGAACGCCGGCGUGGGGUGCCCAGCCUCCACAACCGGCGACGCGACCCUCCCCGCCGCGCGCUCCCCGCCCGCCUGCAACUUUUGCGGGGGUAGCCGGGGCUCCGGCCUCGGCGGCUUUCUAAGCCCCCUUCCUUACAACAGGAUCCAAAAUCCCGUCCUAGAUUUCUUCUAUCUCCCCUUCCAGAACUUCCUCUUUUGGCAUCAGUGAUCGUCGGAAUCUCAUCAUCCUAGAUUGAUUUCGAUUGUUAUAAUUACUGACUUUUUUGCCGUAAUUUUCUUCUUCGCUGUUCGUCGAUCGAUCUACAGCACUUUUCGCCUCAUACAAUUCUUUUCUUCUUCGAUUUUUCCAUCACCAGAAACGAAUAGCAGAGAAUUUCCUGAUUACAGCACAAAGAAACAGAAAAAUUUCUGACUUUUUUCCCCAGUGGAUUAGCUUUCUCCGGUUGUUAAUUCCGUGACGAGAUGCCUGCGCUCGCUGUCGACGCCGCCGCCCCCGUGGCCCACGCCUUCGCCGCGUCCUGCGACGCGUCGCCGCGCUUCGCCGCGCCGCUGCUGGGCCCCGCCGCCGCCGUCGUCGCUGCCGCGGCCGCCGAGAAGCCCGAGAUGGCCGCGUGGUCGGCCGACCUCUCGUCGGCGCUCUACAACGUGGACGGCUGGGGCGCGCCCUACUUCUUCGUCAACGACGACGGCGACGUCGCGGUGCGCCCGCACGGCGCCGCCACGCUGCCCGGCCAGGAGAUCGACCUCGCCAAGGUGGUCGCCCGGGCCGCCGGCGCGCGCGCCGGCGGCGGGCUCGGCCUGGCCCUGCCGCUGCUCGUGCGCUUCCCCGACGUGCUGCGCCACCGCGUCGAGACCCUCAACGCCGCCUUCGCCUACGCCGUGCGCUCGACGGGCUACGCCGGGCGGUACCAGGGCGUCUACCCCGUCAAGUGCAACCAGGACCGGUACGUGGUGGAGGACAUCGUCGAGUUCGGCGCGCCCUUCGGGUUCGGCCUCGAGGCCGGCUCCAAGCCCGAGCUGCUGCUCACCAUGAGCUGCCUCGUCGCCCGCGGCAGCCCCGACGCCCUGCUCGUCUGCAACGGCUACAAGGACCUCGAGUACGUCUCGCUCGCGCUCAUCGCCCGCACCAUGGGCCUCAACACCGUCAUCGUGCUCGAGCAGGAGGAGGAGCUCGACAUUGUCGUCGAGGCCAGCCGCCGCCUCAACAUCCGCCCGGUGGUCGGCAUGCGCGCCAAGCUGCGCACCAAGCACGCCGGCCACUUCGGCGCCACCUCCGGCGAGAAGGGCAAGUUCGGCCUCAACGCCGCGCAGAUUCUCUCCGUGGUGGCCAAGCUCAAGGCCCUCGCCAUGCUCGACUGCCUCCAGCUCCUGCACUUCCACAUUGGCUCCCAGAUCCCCACCACCGCCCUGCUCGCCGACGGCGUCGGCGAGGCCGCGCAGAUCUACUGCGAGCUCGCCCGCCUCGGCGCGGCCAUGCGCGUCAUUGACGUCGGCGGCGGCCUCGGCAUCGACUACGACGGGACGCACUCGGCGCAGACGGACAUGUCGGUGGCCUACAGCCUGGAGGAGUACGCGGCGGCCGUGGUCGCCGCCGUCGGCCGCGUCUGCGACCGCAAGGGCGUGCAGCACCCCGUCAUCUGCAGCGAGAGCGGCCGCGCGCUGGUGUCGCACCACUCGGUCCUCAUCUUCGAGGCCUUCUCCGCGACGGCGCCGGCUGCCAACAUGAUGGACCCUGCCACCGCCUACCUGCUCGACGAGCUCACCGACGACUGCCGCAGCGACUACCGCAACCUCAUGGCCUCCGCCGUGCGCGGCGACUUCGACACCUGCGGCCUGUACGCGGACCAGCUGAAGCGGCGCUGCGCCGAGCAGUUCAAGGAGGGGGUCCUCGGGCUGGAGCACCUCGCCGCCGUGGACGGGCUCUGCGAGAUCGUCGCCCGCGGCAUGGGCGCGGCGGAGGGGCCGCGCAGGUACCACAUCAACCUGUCGGUGUUCACCUCGCUGCCGGACAUGUGGGCCAUCGAGCAGCUCUUCCCCAUCAUCCCCAUCCAGCGCCUCCAGGAGCGGCCCGCCGUGGACGGCGUGCUCUCGGACCUGACCUGCGACAGCGACGGCAAGGUGGACCAGUUCAUCGGCGGCAGGAGCAGCCUGCCCCUGCACGAGCUCCCCGCCCACGGCACCCGCGGCUACUACCUGGGCAUGUUCCUGGGCGGCGCCUACCAGGAGGCGCUGGGCGGCCUGCACAACCUGUUCGGCGGGCCGAGCGUGGUGCGCGUGUCCCAGAGCGACGGGCCGCACUGCUUCGCCGUGACGCGCGCCGCGCCGGGCCCGUCCUGCGCCGACGUGCUCCGCGCCAUGCAGCACGAGCCGGAGGUGAUGUUCGAGGUGCUCAAGCAGAGGACCACCGACGACGGCGCCACCGCCGCGGCCCUCGCCAGGGCCUUCGGGUCGAUGCCGUACCUGUCGUUCGACGCCGAGGAGGCGGCGGCCAUGAGCGGCGCGGAGUCGAGCGGUAUGAGCAGCGACUCGGAGGGGUCGGCCGCCGGCGCCGCCGAGGAUGAUGACGAGGAGUGGGAGUUCAUGCGCGGGCUCACCGUGUGAGGGCGAGCUCUAUCUAUAUCUAUCGCCGGUCCAACCGGCCGGUGAUGUUGUAUCGUGUCCAUGGUCGUAGUGAGGUCGUCGGGCGUCUCGUCGCCGUUUAGUUUCGCCGGAGUUCGUUUUGGCGCCAUCUUUUUUAUUUCCCAUGCGUCGGUCCACUGUUUUCUUCUUGGAUGGAAUAAAUAACAAAAGGAAACUAGCUGUACUAUGUUUCUUUCGAUUA
Aegilops tauschii subsp. strangulata is the source of this 2915-nucleotide messenger RNA. RefSeq names its product arginine decarboxylase 1. The record is from RefSeq and is a predicted model, not a curated record. Gene Ontology annotation, biological process: L-arginine catabolic process; spermidine biosynthetic process. Gene Ontology annotation, molecular function: arginine decarboxylase activity. Lineage: Eukaryota; Viridiplantae; Streptophyta; Magnoliopsida; Poales; Poaceae.